Molecule: messenger RNA, 504 nt
Organism: Fomitopsis serialis
Lineage: Eukaryota; Fungi; Basidiomycota; Agaricomycetes; Polyporales; Fomitopsidaceae
Exons: 1
Source: RefSeq, a predicted model, not a curated record
UCCGUCGAACAGCGAGUCACCCGUCUGUGGGAGCAGUUCAAGUACGACCUCAUCGACAAGGCACCCGGCCCGCGAGACAAGCGUCAGCCGUCCUAUAUGAUCGUCUCGCAAGAGGAGAGAGUCAACGCUCCCGACGCCCUUUUCCAAUCACCCGAGCUCCCCUUUUCCCAAGUACGCGUCAUCAAGGUGGAGCGGGAUCACUGGCGAACGAAGAUGUUCGACCGCUACUUCCCGCUGCCAAACGUACCCAUCAAUCACGCCUUGCAGAACUUCACGAACUGCACGUACUGGAAGCUGUGGGGCGGCCUUGUCGGGGGCAGAACAACCCCGGUCAAUGUGAACUUGAUCAGGGGGGCUGUGUUCCGCCUCUACGACGAGCUCCUCUGGCUGCCGUACACCGAGUCCGAUCGCAUUUGGACGACAAAAACGACGACCGCGAUGAGGGCCAACCGAAUCCCGUGCGACAGCGACGCUCCGGCUCCCUUAUUGGCCAUCAAUCCGCGG